GAAAAUUUAAUUUAUUAUUUGAUAUUUCAUAAACAUCCGAAGAAUUCAUAUACAGAAAUUACUUUGUUGCAAAAAAGAGUUGUUUAUAUUUCAAAAUGAUGAGCAAAACGCAGAGUAAUAAUGAAAAUGUUUUUCAAAAUACUCAACCGCUAUCUAAAAAUGGCGACACAACCAGGAAGCAUCAAAUUAAAAAGCAAGUUUUUGGGGAAAUUAAAAAUGUUAUUCAUAACCACAGAAUUGCAACUCCUUUAAAGCAAGAUUCUGUAAUAAAUAAUGGCCCGUCAUCCAAGAAUUUACCCUGCACCUCCAUACGAAAUAUACAACAAAUAAAUGAAUCAAAAUACAUAAACAUGCAUAAAACACAGAAAACGAACUCUUUAUGCAAUAGCAUACUUGACGAAAAUAAUUAUUUGGAUUAUUUUGAUUUUCGAGGACAAUGCUGCUCAAAGCCACAUAAAAGUGAUCAACAAAUUUGGUCGGAAAUGAAUUUGUAUGAUGAUUCGUUUUUGAACAUGAUUGUGGACAGCGGUCAACUGGACAAAUAUGAGGAACCUAAUUGUGAAGUUACUACCAUCAAUGAUAAUGAAAGUGAUCCAGAGUUAUUUUGUGAAUUAAAACAUGGGUUCAAUCACAACUAUUGGCCCGAUAAAAAUGACUUCAAAGGAGAAUCCGAUAUACAUUUAUAUUUAGAGAAGCCACUUUUAUUAAAUGAUUUUCAAUUUUAAGUUACUGAUUAGGUGUUUGUAUUUAUAUUUAUUUAUGUAAAAUUGUUAAUGAAAAUUUUUUAAAGACAAAAUAAUCAUAAAGGAUGUUAUGAAAAUUGAUAUUGACAUUUCACAUUAAUUGAAUUGUUGAAAUAAACGAUUUAUGCCAUAUUUAUAUAAAAAUAUGUUGAAAUUAUCUCUGUUUUAUAUAACUAAAUGUUAAGAAUUCAGCAUAUAUUAUUUUAAACUUCCAUUUAUCCCACUACAACAUGAACGAUGUUAUUAAAAUCAAAAAAUAUUAAAAAAUAGAUUAAGUUUUAUUUUCUAUGUUAUUUUGAUUUUUUUUAUUAUUUCGAAUAUAAACAACAUUUUAAAUAACAUACAUAUGUGCAAAAACAAAUUUUGUUUAAAUUUGA
This is a messenger RNA of Calliphora vicina (urban bluebottle blowfly), 1120 nucleotides long. RefSeq lists its product as uncharacterized. The coding region runs from base 96 to 725 and encodes 209 amino acids. The record is from RefSeq and is a predicted model, not a curated record. The transcript has 3 exons. NCBI's taxonomy places the organism in Eukaryota, Metazoa, Arthropoda, Insecta, Diptera, Calliphoridae.